Messenger RNA from Ruditapes philippinarum (Manila clam), 1621 nucleotides. RefSeq names its product cytoskeleton-associated protein 5-like. NCBI's taxonomy places the organism in Eukaryota, Metazoa, Mollusca, Bivalvia, Venerida, Veneridae. Gene Ontology annotation, cellular component: microtubule plus-end; spindle pole; centrosome. The record is from RefSeq and is a predicted model, not a curated record. Gene Ontology annotation, molecular function: microtubule plus-end binding; microtubule plus end polymerase activity. Gene Ontology annotation, biological process: establishment or maintenance of microtubule cytoskeleton polarity; mitotic spindle organization; centrosome duplication.
CAGAUACCUCGAACACUGUUAGCUUUGUCAUCUCUCAGAUUACCAGCAGGGAUAUUUCCACCUGUGUUCAAGCUUUAGCACAAAUUGAUGAGGUGUUGAAGGAUCAAGACAAGGUGGCUGUUAUGGAGGAUCAUGUAGAACAGUUACUUGUAGCAAUGUCAAUGCAGUUUAAAAUGGCCUACUCUACGCACAUGGGAGACGAGGAUACUGCUAAAGAAGAUGUGAUACGGUUAUACAGAUGUUUACUUGGAACUCUUCUCUCAUUGUUCAUGAAUUCAUUUCUUGCCACCCAUGCCUCUAAAGAUAUCCUGAAGGAGUUGAUAUAUAAUCUUGUCACAAUGCUACUGGACAAUAGGUUGAUGGAAUUAGAGGAAGGUCCGCAAGUUGUACGAUCAGUCAACGUGCUUGUUGUGAAAAUAGUGGAGAAGUCAGAUCAGACUAAUGUUUUAUGUGCCCUGAUCCGACUUCUUCAAGACUGUGUAGAUAGUCAAACCUGUAGCAAAAAAUUUAUUGAACUUAUCAUGAAGUGCCUUUGGAAAAUAGUUCGCAUGUUACCAGAAACAAUCAAAGAGUUAAAUCUGGAUAGAGUGCUAUACGAUAUUCACAUGUUUCUUCGCACUUUCCCAUCUCAUACGUGGAAGGAACGUGGAGAUGACCUGCCAUUACGUACUACCAAAACUAUCCUACAUUCCAUGACCAAAUUGAAAGGUUCAAAGAUUCUAAGUCACUUGGGUCAGAUAGAUGCCGGUGAAGUGUCGGAGGUGAAAACAUACAUUCAGAAGGUCCUCAAGAACGAGGGUAAUUUACCUGUCGAGGGUGAGGUUAAUGGAAUGACGGAGGACAAUAAAACUUCCAGGAGCGCUUCCAAAUCAAAACGGUUGUCUAAAACUACACAUGAUAUGCUCACUGAGAUAUUUAAGAAGGUUGGUUCAAAAGAGAACACAAAACAGGGCAUGAGAGAUUUGUACGACUUCAAAAUGAAAUUCCCUGAUGCCGAUAUAGAGCCAUUCUUGAAGAAAUGUUCCCACUUUUUCCAAAAUUACAUCGAAAGAGGUUUAAAAACUAUCGAGAAUGAGGAGAGAGAGCAGUCAGAAGGAAAAAUAGAUGGUGGAACAAGAGUCACAGAUGAUGGUAGUGAUGGUGAUUACUAUUUAGAAAGAACAGCCAAAAUCAGUAAAGAAAAACUAGGUAUCGACCCAGCUACCAAGUCUAGUGUACAAACUGAGUCCACAGAUCCAAAAUAUUACAUGGAGAAAUUACGGCAACUACGCGCAAAGUGUGGGCUGGAAGAACCAGAUACUGUUAAGAGUGUCCCAGAGAAGCAAGAAGAUGACAUAUCUCCUGAACUGUCUCCUACAAGAGACACCGAAGAUGAACCAGAUAAUAGCAAUGAAGAUGACAGCAAUAAACAGCCAGCAGUUUCACAGUCUAACCUAGCAAAUGUUUCACAACUGAAAGCACGCCUAGAAAAGAUCAAAAUGAUGGCCAAAAGCUGAAACUCUUACUUAAUCUAAUAGACAUGUGAUACCUCACUUAGAGCACUGUUGGACUUUGUGAACCUUCGGGUACGAUGAAGAAAUGUUUUCCUGGACUGAGAUUAGAGACAUUUUACUGUAACUCU